Messenger RNA from Cokeromyces recurvatus, 1658 nucleotides. RefSeq names its product squalene epoxidase-domain-containing protein. Gene Ontology annotation, cellular component: endoplasmic reticulum; membrane. Gene Ontology annotation, biological process: ergosterol biosynthetic process. Gene Ontology annotation, molecular function: squalene monooxygenase activity; flavin adenine dinucleotide binding. The transcript is spliced from 2 exons. The record is from RefSeq and is a predicted model, not a curated record. The coding region runs from base 155 to 1549 and encodes 464 amino acids. Lineage: Eukaryota; Fungi; Mucoromycota; Mucoromycetes; Mucorales; Mucoraceae.
UUUUUUUUUCUUUCUUUCUUCAUCUUUUACUAUUACUUUGUAUUAUUUGUAGACAAACAAACAUCAUUUUGUUUUGUAUAUAGUUUUUCUUUUGAUCUCCCUCCUCUAUUUUUAGUUUAUUUUUAUUGCUCAUCGUAUACUUUGUUAAAAUAAUAUGACUACAAAAGCUGUUAAUGAAUAUGAUAUGAUUAUUGUUGGUGCCGGUGUAGUUGGCUGUGCUGCUGCCAAGGCAUUUGGUGAAGAUGGACGUAAGGUUUUAUUGCUUGAACGUGAUUUAUCAGAACCUGAUAGAAUUGUGGGUGAACUUAUGCAACCUGGUGGUAUGCAUGCUUUAAAGAAACUUGGCAUGGAAGAUUGUGCUGAAGGUAUUGAUGGUAUCAACUGUUAUGGUUAUAGUGUAUAUUAUAAAGGAGAAUUGGUUGAACUUCCUUAUACUCAAGAUCCUACUACUGGUAAGCAAGCUCGUGGUGUUGCCUUCCAUCAUGGUCGUUUCAUUCAAAAUCUUAGAAAGUCUGCUAUGAAUACAAAGAACGUUACUGUUAGGGAAAUGACUGUUAAUCGUCUUAUCAGCUAUUCUGAAACAGAUAACCGUGUCAUUGGUGUUGUUGCUACCCCUAAGGGUGAAGACGAGAAGGAAGAAAAGCUUUAUGCUCCUCUUACAUUAGUUGCAGAUGGUAUCUUCUCUAAAUUUAGAAAGGACUUCUUUGAACGUUCUACUAAUGUCAUGUCACACUUUGUUGGCUUCUUACUUCAUGACUUCCAAUUGCCUUAUGAUAAGAAGGGUUUCGUUGCUGUUGCUAAGCCCUCUCCUAUCUUGAUGUAUCAAAUUGCUCCUCAUGAUACACGUGUCCUUGUAGAUGUUCCUGGUGAAUUACCUAAGGUCGGUAAUGGUGAUCUUAAGCGUUAUAUGGAAGAAGUCGUUUGUCCUGAAUUACCCGCUAAUAUGCAAGAAAAAUUCAUGGAAGCUCUUCAAACUGAACGUUUACGUCCUAUGCCUAGUGGUUUCUUACCCCCCUCUAUUAACCAACGUGAAGGUGCGAUCAUCAUUGGUGAUGCCCUUAACGUCCGUUCCCCUCUUACAGGUGGUGGUAUGACGGUGGCUCUUGAAGAUGUCUUGACCGUAGCUCAACUUCUUUCUAAGCAAAAUGUUCCUUCCUUUACCGAUAGUCAUUUGGUACUUCAAGCUAUGGAUACCUUCCACUGGUCCCGUAAGAAGCAUUCUGCUGUCAUUAACUGUCUUUCUAUGUCUCUCUAUAGUGUCUUUGCUGCCAAGACAGAAUCAAUGAAGGUCAUUCAAAAGGGUUGCUUUGAAUAUUUCAAGUUGGGUGGUUCCUGUGUGGAUGGUCCUAUUAACUUGCUUGCUGGUAUGAACUAUUCUCCUGCUGCUCUUCUUUAUCACUUUUAUAUGGUUGCCUUGUACUCUAUUUAUGUUAUGUUCAGAGAUGGUGGCCUUGUUGGUAUUCCUCAAAAUAUUUUCAAAGCAUUUGCUGUCUUCUAUACCGCCUGUGUUACUAUCAUGCCUUUCCUUUGGGGUGAAUUGAAAAAUUAGAUAACAUUUGCACUCAACUUUUCCCCCCCUCCACCUUUUUUUUUUUUAUUUUCUAGUAAUUUUAUUGUAAAUCAUGUAUAUUUUUAGUUUUUUUUUCUUUAAUCAAAAC